Trichoderma atroviride IMI 206040 is the source of this 1443-nucleotide messenger RNA. Lineage: Eukaryota; Fungi; Ascomycota; Sordariomycetes; Hypocreales; Hypocreaceae. The record is from RefSeq and is a predicted model, not a curated record.
AUGGCCUCUCCAGAAGGAGUCCUGAAUGGCUCCUCCUCAGAUAUCCAAGCAGACGACAAAACGUUGGUAGUGAAGCCGGAAGACCAGUUUGUCAACAGCGACAACAACAGCAACAGCGAUGCCGAGAAGGGCCAGGUUUCGCAAGAAGUCCUCGACUGGGACAAUGACCCUCAUAAUCCAUACAACUGGCCUGCGUGGAAGAAAGGCAUGAUGGUGUUUACUAUUUCUACAAUGGGUCUCACAAUAUCAAUAGCCACAUCCAUCUCCAGUUCGUCUGUCGGCCUUUUGCAACAGGAAUUUGGUGUAAGCAGAACCGUCGCCCUGCUGCCCCUUACUCUCUACGUCGUCGCCCUUGGCCUUGGCCCAGUAAUUGGAGGCCCCCUUUCCGAAACGAUUGGCCGAUAUCCUGUCAUCAUGGGUGGCAUGCUUCUCGGCUCCUUCUUCACCAUUGGAGCCGGCUUCGUCCACAACUUUGGCGCCUUGUGUUUCUUCCGAUUUCUCACUGGGUUCUUGUGGGCUCCUGUGUUGGCCAAUGCUCCUGGAUCGCUUUCAGAGACGUUUAUGCCAAAGACAAGAGGGCCCGUCAGUGCUCUUUUUAUUUUAACUCCCUUCUUGGGCCCUGGCCUGGGACCCGUCAUCGGCUCUUUCGUUUCUGUCGACAAGGGCUGGCGCUGGACCGAAUGGACAAUGCUCUUCUUCGCCGCCUUCACCAUCACACUAGGUUGCUUCAUUGGAGAGACUUUCCACCCAAUCCUCAAGCGCCGUCUGGCUAAGAAGCGUGGCCUUGAGGUCCCCCCACUUCCUCCUGUGAGCGAGCGUAUCAAGACUUUCGCCGUUGUGGCCGCUGUUAGACCACUUCUCAUGCUCUUUACUGAGCCCAUCGUUUCGUUCAUCUGCCUCUACGUCGCCGUCAAUUUUGGCACCCUUUUCAGCUUCUUUGGCGGCGUUCCAUACUCGUUUGGUCUGGUAUAUGAUUUUGAUAUCGAGCAGUCCGGCUUGGUCUUCCUUGCUAUUGUCAUCGGCUGCUUCCUCGGCCUUGCGACCAUCAUGGCCUGCGAGAUAUUCUUCUAUCGAAAGCAGGCCGUCAAUUACCCUCCUCACAAGAUUCCUCCCGAGCACCGACUUUAUCCCGCCAUGUUGGGCUGCUUUGGACUGCCCAUCGGUCUCUUCUGGUUCGCUUGGACGGCGCGAAAGGACAUCUCCUGGGCAAGCCCUGCGGUAGCCAUCAUUCCUUUUGCUUGGGGCAACUUCUUGGCACGAUAUGGCUUCGCCGGCGUGUUUCCCCUUUUCACUAUCCAAAUGUACGAAACUCUUGGGAUUCACUGGGCUACCAGCUUGCUGGGAUUCAUUGCCCUAGCGCUAAUUCCCAUUCCCUUUGUUCUUUACCGAUUCGGUCCGACUAUCCGGGCGAAAAGCAAGUUUGAGACUCACAAGUACGAGUGA